CCGCCCCGGGAGCUCUGGGUCCCCGCCCACCGCCAGUCACGUGAGUCGGCAAAAUGGCGGCGCUCGGGCGUGAGGCUGGAGAGGACUUGAGGGCUGCAGGUGUGGGGCCGGUGAGAGCUGGGGAAGCGCCCAAGGACAUCAAGGUGCCAACAUACACGCAUGGUCAGUCCAGUCCUUCUCUAGGAGAUGCAAAACUCAGAAAACCAUUGGUCAUCGAAAUCAUAGAAAAAAAAUUUGAAUAUCUGAGCAAAGAAAAGACUUUAAAUAUAUAUGGAACAGUGACCUUUGGAACAACAGCUGGUAUCUCUGGAAUAUUGGCAAACUUCAUUUUCAGACAUUGCUUCAAGGUUAAAUUUGAUACUUUGAAGACAUAUGCAUCACUGACUACACUACCAUUUUUGUCUACCAUAGUUUCUUAUAAGCUUCUUGUCACAGAUGCUUUGUAUUCAGGUAAAAUAAGCCAGGAAAAUUGUGUUCUGAGAAGUUCACUGAUUGGCAUAGUGUGUGGUAUUUUAUAUCCCACUGCUUUGGCUUUUUCUAAAAAUGGACGUCUGGCAGUCAAGUAUCAUACUGUUCCACUGCCACCAAAAGGAAGGGUUUUACUUUAUUGGCUGCUGCUUUGUCAAACAGAGAUAAAAGCAAUGAUGCUUCCUCUCAUCCUUCAGACGGCCUUUGGAAUAUUUCUUGGUCUACAGCAUUAUGCAAUGUUUGAAAGUACACUUGAGAAAACUGUACAUGAAGAUUAACCAAAGAAUGAAUGGAUACUAAAUCAGCAGAAUGGACUUUUUUAUGAUGAGGACUCAGGCUUUGCUGAGAGAGUUAAAAGUAAUUCUGGAUAGACAAUUUGUUUCUUUUCCUUUUGCCUGGUAUUUAUAUAGCAGGUGCUCAAUAAAUAUUCAGUA
Molecule: messenger RNA, 902 nt
Organism: Hippopotamus amphibius kiboko
Lineage: Eukaryota; Metazoa; Chordata; Mammalia; Artiodactyla; Hippopotamidae
Gene: TMEM126B
Product: transmembrane protein 126B
Exons: 5
Coding region: 54-746 (230 amino acids)
Biological process (GO): mitochondrial respiratory chain complex I assembly
Cellular component (GO): mitochondrion
Source: RefSeq, a predicted model, not a curated record